UCCACCGCAGCCCCUCUCUUUUCUCUCUCGCGAGCGAUACCAAGAUGGAUUUUUGAUGUGAUGGGCAGCUGGAUCCACCCCAGCAAUCGCCUUAAAUGCCGCGCCACUCGCCGGGAGCGCUCGCUGGAUCGCGAAUUUGGGCAAAUCCUGGUGAGAUUCCCUUUGAUGCUUUGUGAGUAGCUCCUUGCGCCCAUGAAUCCCUACGAGGUCUCACAGACCUCCUCCGACACGAUCCAGUCGCUCCUAGACACCGCCCAAAAGCUGCGAGGGUGGAGCGAUGGCGGCGGCGAUGUGGGCGGAGCUGUGGCGGCGGCGGAGAGGCUCCAGCAGAGGCUAGCACAGCUCCACCAGCUCCAUUCCAGGUCAUGGCACAUCCUCCGCCACAACAACGAGCACGCCGCCUUCGUCAUGGCGCGCCUGGAGAGCAUGGAUGUUCUUUGCGCCAGGCUCGUCCCGGCCAUGGACGCCGCUCGCGCGAUUCUCCAUCGCGGCAAGAUCAUCGCCCCGGAGAAGAGACCAUCCUCCUCCAUGUGGUACGUUCUUCGCAGGACUUGCUUUUCGCGCGGCGGCGGCGGAGGUGGCGGUGGAUUGGCGGCGCCGCUGGAGGCGCUAUGCGAGGAGCUGGGCAUUUGGCUGGAGUACCAGGAAGGGAUCUUGGAGCUCCUCUCGUGUCAGGCAUUUGGAGCGGCGCCGCGGCUCCACGCAUCCACGCUCGAGGGGUACCAGCCGCUGAGCAAGCUCACGAGAAGGAUUCGCGAGGAGCUAUCUUCCAGCUCCCAGCACAGCGUGAUCAUCGUUCACGGGCCAUCCGGCGUGGGAAAAACCUCCCUCGCGGCGUACAUCGUCGCGAAUCCUCCCCAGUGCUUCGCCGAUAGCGCAGUGGAGAUUCGAGUCGGGAAAAUCGCUGGUAGCGAUCGCCGGCUGAAGAGCAAGCUAAAGUCACUCCUCCAGGAACUGAACUGCCAGAAGGAGCUUCUCCAGAGAGCUGGGAGCUCCCAGGAUUGCUGGGCGCUGCUCGAGGAGGUGGUGGCGGAGUCCUCCUACUUGAUCGUGCUGGAUGAUGUGUGUGACAAGGAGAUCGUGGACAGGAUCAUCCAGUUGAAGCGCCAUAGCUCCAAGUUCCUCAUCACUUGCCAGGAUAGUCCGGUUCCUUGCGUGGAGUCCGGCUCGGUGGCCUCGAUCAAGCUCGGCUUCCGCGACACGGCCUCGGUUAGCCGAGGCGUUCUACGGUUCCACAGUGGAAUGCCGGAGAAGAAUCUCCCAGCUGUGGCGAGCAAGCUCUUGCGACACUGCAGCCACCAUCCACUGGCAGUGGCGAUUCUCGGCGAAGCUCUGCGAGGAUCGUGGCGGCGGGCGGAGUGGAACGCGGUGGCGAAUCACUUGGAAGUUUGCUCCGGGAACCAUCUCAACUGGCUGGCGGGAGUGAUGAGCACGAUCGAGCUGAGCACAGUGGGACUCAAGCACGACACACACGAUCUCUUCACCUCGCUCGCUGCGAUCUCCUGGGACGAGCCAGUCCCGGUGGAGUGCCUCCAAGCUCUCUGGUCGGCGCUCGGGAAGGAGAGCCCGUUCUUACUCCAUGCUCGAGAGCUCGUCCGCCGGUGCUUGCUCAACCGGACACCUGACUUCCUCUUCUACGACGUCCAUGAUCUGGUGGUGAUGUUCUUGGAGCGGAAGAGAUCCAGCGCGGUGGAUGCGCUGCUCAAUCUCGCCAAGCCACACACCCGGGCAGUGGCGGCUCCCUGGCUGCUACACUUCGGGAGCAAGGAAUCCAAGCAGGCCGCCGCUGGAGCUCUCCGCGGGAUCCUGGUCCUGGACAGUGAUGAUCUCCACGCGAGCUCGCUGGCGAGCAUCGUGGACGUGGUCAAGGCUUGUUCGAGCAAGGAGGAGAUUCGCAGGGAGCUCAACGCGAUCGUGGGUGCCGAGAUCGUCAACCUCUUGUUCCGUGCUUCGUCACCCUCGGCCUACGCCUCCAUAGCCAAGUACAUCGCAGCUUGCUUCGUGGAGGCCGACUACGAGGAGUUUGGACGCGGGCUUGUGGCGUCCGGGCUCGUUCACAAGCUCCGGACGCUCCUCUCGAGCAGCGGAGCUCCGGGGAUCAACAUACUCGUCAAGAAGGACGCGGCGGAUGUUCUAGCCAAGCUCGCGAGCGCCGGAGCUGGAUCGAGCAGCGGCAGGGACAGAUACGUUUGCGAGAGUUUGAUCCGAGAGAACGUGAUGGGCGAGCUGGUGCUGCUACUCGACGCUCGAUCGGGGUGGCUCCACGAUGGAGUGCUUAACGCGGUGGUGAAGGUGGCGGGGAUUGGAGACGCGGCCAUGGCGCAGCUCCUCGAGACGGACAUGCUGGACGAGAAGCUGCCGGAGCUGCUGAGGAACCGCAAGGCGGUGGUGAAGUCGCGGGCUCUGGCGGCGCUCGUGGCGCUCAUGAAGAUUGGUGGAGCUAGAGUGGUGGAGAGAGUGUUGGGCACCGGGAUUUUGGAGGAGCUCGAGGCGCUGCUCAAUUGCCCAUGCGAGGAGGUCCAGAUGAGCGCUUGCUUGGUGUGCAAGGAGAUCUUCUCCAGGGGAUCGUCGUCUCCCGUGAUCCUGGAGCAAGUGCUCAGGAGCAAGGUGGUGGAGAUUCUCACGGGGUUGCUUGGAGACGAGGUGGUGGUACUGAGGAGCCGAGCGGUGGGAGCCCUCCAGACGCUCGUCCAGGCGAGGGGAAGUGCAGUGGCAGAUCGAAUUGUGAGAGCUGCGGGUGUGGAGAGCAUCCAGAAGGGUCUCGAGGUACUGCCCAACGAGGACAUGGGCGUGUACAAAAGCUUGCUCAGGUCGAUCGUGGGAUCCAGAAAGAGCUGAAGUUUGCUUCAUCGUGUAAAUCAAUUCUUAAUACUUUUUGUUUUCUGAGAGUGAAUAUUUAAAUUAUUAACAUUUUUAAAUA
Molecule: messenger RNA, 2920 nt
Organism: Selaginella moellendorffii
Lineage: Eukaryota; Viridiplantae; Streptophyta; Lycopodiopsida; Selaginellales; Selaginellaceae
Exons: 2
Coding region: 193-2838 (881 amino acids)
Molecular function (GO): ADP binding
Source: RefSeq, a predicted model, not a curated record